AUGGCUCGGUCUAAAAAGAAACAAUCUGCACCUCAGUUGUCAAAAGAGCCAACACCAGUAGUUUAUUCACUGAAAAAACAAGUAGGACAACAUUUACGGUCAACUUCAAUUUUCAAAAAAUCACCAGUAUAUGAUUUACUUCAUUAUUUUGAAAAAGCACCAGAUCAAUGGACAGCAAGAUAUAUUUUAAUACUUACAGCAGUAAUACUUAGAGCAGCAGUAGGGUUAGGGGGUCAUCUGGGAUAUCAUACACCACCAAUGUUUGGUGAUUUUGAAGCACAACGACAUUGGAUGGAACUCACUAUUCAUUUACCAAUUUCACAAUGGUAUUAUUUUGAUUUACAAUAUUGGGGGUUAGAUUAUCCUGUAUUAACAGCUUAUCAUUCAUAUAUAUGUGGGAAAUUAGGUAAUUUCAUUAACCUGUCGUGGUUUGCCUUGAAUACAUCUCGCGGAUUAGAAACAGAUGAUAUUAGAACUUUUAUGAGAAUCACAGCAAUUAUUAGUGAAUUGAUUAUUUAUAUUCCUUCAAUUUUGAAAAUAGCUAAUAUUUUAGGGAAAAAAUCUAAUAUUAAUCGAAUGGAUCAGAUCAUAAUUGCUUUAAUAAUUAUCAAUCAACCUCAUUUAGUUUUAAUUGAUCAUGGUCAUUUCCAAUAUAAUUCUAUCAUGCUUGGAUUUUUCAUUUAUUCAAUAAUUGAUUUAAUUAAAGGCAAUUUAAUAAUGGCUAGUGUUUGGUUUAUUAGCUGUAUUAAUUUUAAACAAAUGGGAUUGUAUUAUUCAUUAUUUAUUUUCUUUUAUAUUUUAAGUCAAUUGAAUUCCCUAAGUAAAUUUUUUUUGGUCGGAUUAACAGUGGUAAUUACUCAAUUCAUAUAUUUAUUACCAUUUAUAUGGUUUCAUCCCGAUUCAAUCUUGCAAAUUGUCUAUAGAGUAUUUCCAUUUAAUCGUGGAUUAUUUGAAGAUAAAGUGGCCAAUUUUUGGUGUACAACCAAUAUUUUGAUUAAAUAUCGGGAAAUAUUUACUGAUGCUUCUCAAUUAUCAAAAUUAACAUUGAUAGCAACGCUAUUGGCAACAAUUCCAAUUAAUUUAUUGAUUUUCUAUAAAAUAAAGACCAGUAAUAAACCAGUAACAAGAAAAUCAGCAGAAACUACGACGACAUCGUCAUCUUCAUCAUCAUUACCAUUGCAUAUUACCGCUAUGAUUUAUGGGUUUGCAUUAAAUGCAUUAUCAUUUUAUUUAUUUUCUUAUCAAGUCCAUGAAAAAUCAAUAUUAAUUGCAUUAAUCCCCAUUUUGUUAUUAUUGUUAAUAAACCCACAACAAGAUAUAACUAUGAUUCAAUUUAUAAACACAGUGGGUACAUUUAGUUUAUAUCCAUUAUUGAAAAAAGAUGGAUUAAUAAUGCAAUAUUUUGUACUUAAUUUCUUAAUUAAUUGGUUAAUUGGAUUUGAUUUAAUAAUUUUUAAUCCACAAAGGAAUUCAAAUACCAACAAGAAGAACUUGAUCAUUUGGAUAAUUUAUUUCAUGAUGAUUAUUUAUCAUAUUAUUGAUUUUACUAUUGAUCCACCAUUGAAAUAUCCUGAUUUAUGGGUGAUUUUAAACACAACUAUAUCGUUUGUUGCCUUUGGUUAUUUUUGGUUAUGGUUAGUGUAUAGAAUUAUUAAAUUAUAA
Messenger RNA from Candida dubliniensis CD36, 1662 nucleotides. RefSeq names its product dolichyl-P-Glc:Man(9)GlcNAc(2)-PP-dolichol alpha-1,3-glucosyltransferase (gene ALG6). Gene Ontology annotation, cellular component: endoplasmic reticulum membrane. The record is from RefSeq and is a predicted model, not a curated record. Gene Ontology annotation, molecular function: dolichyl pyrophosphate Man9GlcNAc2 alpha-1,3-glucosyltransferase activity. The coding region runs from base 1 to 1662 and encodes 553 amino acids. Lineage: Eukaryota; Fungi; Ascomycota; Pichiomycetes; Serinales; Debaryomycetaceae. Gene Ontology annotation, biological process: protein N-linked glycosylation. The transcript has a single exon.